AUGCAGCCGCCGCCAAUGGAAUAUGAGAAUUCCGGCAUCUUCUACCUGGCCUCCAGUCGAGUUGUAUGCUUCUGCCUUCUUGGUGAGUCUGUUGGAGAGGCUCUAUGGUUUAUUGGAGGGGCAGCAGAGCCCCAUCACACAGCGUUGCGAACCCUCGUGAUGCGGACUACCCCCAAAGGUGGCAUCACCAUCAAUUUUAUAAACGUAUGCGAGGGUCUUUUUUUGUGUCCCUCUGACGUUCUUGCUGGUUCCCAAAAGUUUACGGUGAAACCCCGCCGUUAUGCUCGGGUUCAACUUAAUACAGCCAUCUCUUUGUGUACUUGUGCCAAGGCAAUAUGA
Molecule: messenger RNA, 339 nt
Organism: Trypanosoma grayi
Lineage: Eukaryota; Euglenozoa; Kinetoplastea; Trypanosomatida; Trypanosomatidae
Exons: 1
Coding region: 1-339 (112 amino acids)
Source: RefSeq, a predicted model, not a curated record